AUGGGAUUGCACAAAAACUACUUCAAAGUUGGACAGAAUGCUAGCAAUCAGCUGUUCGGUUUGCCACCCGGCCAGAAUGGACCGACGCCGCUAUCGAUGCUCAUUUCGCAAGGAGCAAAGUUUAACAGCAAUCGCAUUGCGGUAAUUAUAUUUGGAAUUGUCACCCUUAUUGCCGGUGUUAUACUAUCGUCCGUACCUUGGCUAAACAUAUUCAUCAUGAAGAAUCUGAGACUAUGGAACGGAACGAUAAGCUUCCACUAUUGGCAGCGUCCGGGCGUGACUAGGCUAACUAAGGUGUACAUAUUUAAUGUUACUAACCCGGAGGGGUUCCUCUCCGGUGAAAAGCCAAAACUAGUUGAAGUAGGACCAUUCGUGUAUAGGGAGGAUAUGGAGAAAGUGAACAUCAAGUUUCACGACAACUACACCGUGACGUACCAGCACAAGAAGAUUCUGCAGUUCGUUCCUGAGCUUAGUGUAGACAAAAACCUUCGCAUUACGACACCAAAUAUUCCACUGCUGACCAUCUCCACCCAAAGCAAGUACCUCAACUUUAUGCUCGCCAAGACCAUAUCGGUAUUACUAACGGCAACCAAAUACGAACCGUUCAUUUCACUGACGGCCGACGAGCUGGUAUUUGGUUACGACGAUACGCUCGUCAGUUUGGCCCAUAAGUUCUAUCCCCGAAAACGACGACCCAUGGACAAGAUGGGCCUACUGAAUGGGAGAAACGGAACGCUUACGGAGUACGCAACGAUGCACACGGGCCAUACGGGUAUGGAGAAGUUUGGAUACUUCGACAAGCUGAACGGGCUGGACCAUCUUCCGCACUGGGAAAAUGAACCGUGCCGCAGCAUACAGGCGUCAGAGGGAAGCUUCUUUCCGCCGCGUGACAGCACGCAGAAGGAUGUGGUGUACAUCUACGACAAGGAUCUCUGCCGUACGCUACCGCUGGUUUAUCGGAAACCGGUCGAAAAGGAUGGUAUAUCUGCCGAUCUGUACACACUUUCCGAGGAUGCCUAUGGACCACCGAACAAGAACAACAGCUGCUUUGACCAUUCCAACUACCAGAAAUACUACGGACUGCAGAACAUUAGUCCAUGCCAGUAUGGUGCCCCAGUUUACAUUUCGAACCCGCACUUCUUACGGUCCGAUCCACAGCUUCUAGACGCUGUUGAAGGUCUUCAGCCCAAUACCGAACAGCACGAAACGUACUUCAAAAUACAACCCAAACUGGGCGUCCCGCUGGAGGGUCAGGUACGGGUGCAGCUCAAUAUGCUAGUCGAGAAAGCUCCGCACGUGAUGGCAACCAAAGACUUCCGAGAUUUCGUAUUUCCCAUCAUGUGGCUCGAAGAGGGUGUCAGCGAACUAACGCCUCCAAUUCGGCGGUGGAUCUACCUGGCGACGGUAUUCGCGCCAACUGCCCUGCCCAUCCUAUCGUACGGCAUGAUCCUAACCGGUGCCUUCGCGAUGAUCUACGUCUUCGUCCGGGCGUACAAGAACUUCGUCUUCACGGACGAUCCUACCACGGAGCUACUCGAUAUGGGUCGGCGAUCGCUCCGAAGAGGUAGCCAUCUGAUCAGCAACGGGCAGCAUCGGAUACUGCACCGAGAUAGCUACAUCCUGCUAAAGGCCAACGGUGAAACCACCAUCGCCGCCCCAACCGAGCAGGAGACCGGCACGGCAACGGAAAGUAAUAGCAGCAGCAGUAACAAUAACAAUCAUCUGCUUCACAACCACAACCUGCUGCAUAGUCAUCACCAUCAUCUGUACAUUCAACCGAAGGACCAAAGUCUGCUAUCGGAGGAGGACUCACCUGCCUAG
Anopheles marshallii is the source of this 1821-nucleotide messenger RNA. RefSeq names its product lysosome membrane protein 2 (gene dsb). Gene Ontology annotation, molecular function: scavenger receptor activity. Bases 1 to 1821 code for a protein of 606 amino acids. Lineage: Eukaryota; Metazoa; Arthropoda; Insecta; Diptera; Culicidae. The record is from RefSeq and is a predicted model, not a curated record. The transcript is spliced from 10 exons. Gene Ontology annotation, cellular component: cytoplasm; membrane.